GCACACUUUUGGUUUUCUUGCCCUUGCUUUCCCGACGGUGGUGCGGCGGUGUGUCUUCUGGUCGCUGCUUGUGCAUAUCGAAAGCGAUUGCAAUACCGAGAGGCACAUUUUCUUAGUCCCAUUUGACGUUUCGAUGUAAACGCAUGUGCUUUUUUAUCGUCAUUUGUGUUGUUUUUUUUUGUUUCGUCGUUUGUUAUUGCGCUCGCUCGCUCGUUUCGCUCGAUCUGCUCGCUCGCUGAGGCUUCUCAUCCGCUACCGCGUUGCUUGACGACGUCGUCGUCGUCGACGUUUUGUGACGACUACUGCGAUAGAUAUCAUCACCGUUUGGUGUGGUGUUUUUUUUUUUUCGUUCAUCAUAGUCGGCUGCCCGAUAGUAACGAAUAACACGUGGAUGAUGUGACGCGGGAGGCUCCACGCGAAAGAGAAGGAAAGCAAGUCUCGCGCCCUUUGAUGAUAAAAUGAGAGCGAAAGAGUUAGAAUGCUGCCGCCCCAAGACUCCCUGAGAAGCUCCACCGUUCCACGGGUAACCGACGAGGAAGAUACCUUUUUGGGGGGUUCAGCCGUGGAAUGAAAAAAAAAGCACAAGAAGCCAACUCGUCUCUCCUCUCCGGCAAGCAAUUCCGGCGGCUAUCUAUUUGAUUUUUAUAACUUUAUUAAUUAGUGUUGUUCGAGUCGAACGAUGAUAGAUUGACAAAACAGUUGGAGCUCCCCAAGAAGCACCCGUAGAGCGUGUGCCGCAGAGUGUGGUGCAGCCGCAGCUGGUCCAGAGAGGCCUCUCCGUUGGGUAGUGGACUGCAGUGGUAGUAGGCUGCGACUGUUGUAUCGUCGGCUGUCGACUGUCGAUUGUUGUUGCCGGUUUUCCGGUUCGAGACUGAACGACUUCGGUAGUGUCCGUCUCUGUGUUCGCAGGUCUUGGUCGCGUGCGGAAGUUACUGUUGUUGUUCGGCGGUUCUUGGUACGAGUUCACUCCCGCGUACGGUGCUUGUGUUGUAGUAGGUGCAACCCUUCCCGCUUGCUUGGGUGGGUGCCCUUUUUGGUGCGUGUUAAUGAGUGGCAAUUCGCCGCCUACUCCCACCGGUCUGCGUUCUUCCACUUGCCACUUGCCGGGUCAGACGAGACUGCUGCCACCGACGACCGGUCAGGGGCCGAUACCAAUAUCCAGUCGAUCCGGUCGAGGUGCUUGGAGCGAAAACGACGUCUGGCACGGGGUGAUAUUUUUUCGAGUGACCGACAAUCAAUUAGUCGGAGAGGAAGUGUUUGUUUAUGUGCUAAUAAUGAUUGCAAUAGAGCGUGCACAUUCGGUUCGGUGUUGACCCGGGGAAUUUGAAUAAUUGAAGGCGUUGAUUUUGAUCAGUGUGGUGAAGAAGAAAAUGCAAAACACGAUUACAUGAAACUGUGAGCAAACGAAUGAAUGCGCUCGAUACAAAGCGAAUGUGAGAAAGAAAUGUGCAAAUCGAAGGCGUUGCACGAAGUUACCUAAAUUUGCCGUCGGCAUUUCCUGUGGUGGUACUUGUUUCGUUUAAACACUUGAAUAGUGGAUUACAAAACAGAAUAAAAAGUUCUUGUGUAACGUGACAUGUUGUCUUUCGGUGACUUAUGCAAAUUAUCCAAUCGGAAGUGGAAAUGAGAGAUUGACAAUUGACGUCGACGUUUGAUAGUGCGAUAAAACAAAAUGAUGAAAUUCUGAAGAAUCUAAAAAAGGCUAAGUAGUGAAAUCGGUGCAGAAUCGCAGCAACCCAGCUGAUUAUGCCGCUUUUGGUUGCCCAGCGAAGUGCGGUGCAUGGAGUGGCCUUAGACCACCAAUUCAAUCAAAGCUUUUAUCAGCACUAUCAGCCAUUUGAGACGGACAUCAUCAGAACGUCGUCGCCGCCGUCGUCGGAACGAGUCCAAUUUACCAAAAUAGACCAUCCAUCGUCGUCGUCUUCGUCGUCAUCGGCGUCAUCAGCUCAAUCUCAGUCGUCGCCAUCAAACGCCGUGGAUUGUCAGCCGCGGGUGUCGGAAUUUACCAUGUCCAAAUUCAAAGCCAGCUCCCGACAUCCACUGUACCGUCAGUACUAUGGCGGCAGUGGGCCAGACGAAUCCCCACCCUACGAAAAGCAGGAGGAACAAGAUAACAGCGAUAGCGAAAUCCGAGAUAAACCUUACGGAAAAAUUUGGCUAAGCAAUGAAGCGCAGUGGCAUCACCCAGUCUCGUUACCGUCAUCGGAUUCUAGCCUGCCGCCGCACACCUUACUCCCACCCACCAUGAUUCCUAGUAGUGGCUUGGGUAUGACGCCAUUGAGCUCAUCCACAUCGAUUUCACCGCACGGGAUUCCGAGCAGCCUCCUUUCCAUCCGAGACAUGAUGCUCCAAAAUCCUUCCCUAGGUCUGCUGAACGAAAGCAACCUUCUGCUCAAGAGGAGUAUGCUGGAGAAUAUGCCAUCGAGCUCGUUAGGAUCAUUCCCACUUGGAGCAAAUCCUCUCGGUGGUAUGCAACCGACAUCAUCUCCUCAAAUCUCAGCCUCCUCCUCGUCCGGCAUAACACCUCUAAGCCCGCUGAUGCAUUCGAUCAAACGAGAGACAGACGACUCCGAAUGCGAAAUAAACCUCGACGAGCGGAGCUCAAGCCAGAAUCAUACUCCACGAUCACCACCACUUCAUUUCGCACAUCCUCCAUCCCAUCAUACACCUCAUCAUCUCCAUCACCAUCCCCAUCACCAUCAUCAUCAUCCUCAUCUCCAGCAUCGAUCCAGUCAUCUUCCGCUAUCCAUGCAUCACCGUCACCGCUCGUCCCCAAUCUCCUCCUCCCCGUCGUCGAUGAUGGCCGCAAGUCCAUCUUCGGUAGCAGCAACAGUGUCAUCCCACCAGCAUCACACACUUCAAAGAGACUCCGAGGAACGUGAAUUGAAUUUCAACGCUUUGCCGCCACCACCAUUGAUGGUGCAAUCGCAGCAACCGACACGAUCCAAGCAACCAUCGCCAGCAAUUGCAUCGGCGACCAGUUCCUCCACAAGUUCGCGGCACAAAUCAGAGCAACCCGGUUCCGAGCAUGAACCACCACCUCAUAUGAAUCAUCAUCACCAUCAUCAUCAUCAUCCGCAUCAUCAACUCGUCCAUCAUUCGUCGUCACCGGAUCGAUUCCAUGACGUGGUGCGUGAUGGCACGUUGUUGACCAAACGGGACGAAGAUGACGCCGGCGGCGGCGGCGGCGGCAAUGGAGGACAGCGACAUGACCAGGGUCAUCAUGCCGACGAUGGCGACGACGGUGAGGAUGAUAGCAUGAAUGGUAUUCGCCACCGCCGGGAACAUUUGGCAUCGUCCAGCGGCAACCGGGAACGGAACCGAACUCGGUCCAAGUCGCCGCCACCAUCACCGGAUAUAAGCCGCCUCUCGAAAUCACCGUCCCCGCCUCCUUCGCAUGACGACAACUACAGCGACCGUGAGGAUGGAAGCGACCGAGACCAGCUCGGGAGUCCCAUUCCGACGGACCGGCCGGACCGCGUUACUCCUCUCAACCUGAUUACAGAUGCCUCCAGGCGAACGCCGUCUCCACCUCAGCAAACGUCCGUCGGGGCUCCCAGUAGCAGUAGCAUCGGCGUCGCGUUGGCAGCCCUGCAAAACCAGCUUCCGCUGGGGUCGCUUUUCCUGCAGAACCAACUCGGGCUGGGAACACUGGGCAACCUAUCGAGCCAGGAGCUGAACGUGCUGCAGCAGGCGUUGCAAGCGCAGCAGGCGUCCUUCCAGCAGCAGCUGCAAAACUACAUGCUCAUGCAGGCGCAGGGAAACGUUGCCGGCGGGAAUGGCAACGCUGCGGCUCAGGCCACGGCCCAAGCCGCUGCCCAGUUUCUCAUGCAGAAUCAGCUGACUCCUCCAAGCUUUCCCACUCCACCACAGUCUCUCACUAACAGUGCUACCAGUGUCUCAGCUAACAUCUCAAACCCUUCUACUAACAUGACAAGCAGUGCAUCCAGUAUCGCUGCCGCCACAAAGCUUAAACAACUAGCACAGCACGAUGGAUCACGAUCGCUUCAGGUUCAACAGGCAGUGGCCCAACUGCAGGCCCUUCAACAGAAACAGCAACAGCUAAAGGCCAGUUCCACCCCAACGCCAGCGAACCUAUCCUCCUCCUCGCCCCUGCACAGCCCCUCGGGAAGCCCUGGCCUACAUCACCCCUCGGCCCACUCGUCCCUGUUGGGCUCCAGUCAAACCACUCCCCCCAACGCGAACCAGCUGAACGUCGGCGGAAUCCUGACACCGUCCACCCCCGGCUCCACGGCCCAUACUCCCCAGCUCCAAAAGCACAAUGCCGCCCCUCGGGCCCUGGAACCAUCGCCCGAGGAAACCACCGAUCUGGAAGAGCUGGAACAGUUCGCCAAAACGUUCAAACAGAGGCGGAUAAAGCUCGGGUUCACCCAGGGCGAUGUGGGUCUGGCCAUGGGGAAGCUUUAUGGGAAUGAUUUCUCGCAGACGACCAUCUCGCGGUUUGAGGCGCUGAACCUGAGCUUCAAGAACAUGUGCAAGCUGAAACCGCUGCUGCAGAAGUGGCUCGAGGACGCCGAUAGCAGUAUCUCCAAUCCUGGCGGCCGAAUCUUCAGCCCCAGCACCAUCGCCAGUACGACCCCCACGCCGGAGAUGGUCGGCCGUCGGCGCAAGAAGCGCACCUCCAUCGAAACUUCCGUCCGGGUGGCCCUGGAAAAGGCCUUUCUCGUCAAUAGCAAACCCACCAGCGAAGAGAUCACCAACCUAGCGGACAACCUGUGCAUGGAGAAGGAAGUCGUCCGGGUAUGGUUCUGCAACCGGCGCCAGAAGGAGAAACGGAUAAACCCCCCGAACGGCAUGGAGAGCCCCACGCACUCGUCCGGAAGCAGCGAAAUGUUCCAACUGCCGAACUUGUCGUCCAGCGGAAGCCUACCUGCCCACUACCCGCCGCCGCACCAUUCGAUGGGCCCCGGUGGCGGAAUCAAGCAGGAAUGACUAGGCAACGGGGGGUCGUUUGAUCCGGAUGCCACCGCCAGGGGGUCACCGCCCUCGCUGAGCCCCCUAGCGCACCAGCAUCAGCACCAGCAACAACAUCAUCCCUUUCUCAUUUGAAGCGGUCAUGCUGCUGGCACCACAGGCAACUUCCGUCCCGUUCCGUUGAGUUUCCGGUUCCCACAACCCCUCGUCGGAAACCCUUUCCGACGCACAUAUCAGAGAGAAGCGAUCCUCGGUGAUCUGGCGGAGAGCGCGCAACUUCUGGGAAGUUGCGUUCCGGACGGCUAGUGGACGCCCCCCACAGAAAAGAAAAACCCUUAUUUAUUAAAAUCCCGAAACGUAGCAAAGAGGAAUGGAAAAACCUUAGCACGUGGCGAAAAUGAAAUUAACUUUAAUUAAAUCAAUAUUAGUGUUCGUGUACCUAUGUGAAAUGUGAGACACAGAGAAGUGGAUGGAAAAAAGGGGAGUCACACCAAGGUGACGAAGAACGAUAUAUCAUUCCAAAAAAGCUUUAAGCGUUAUCUUCGGUCCUGAUAGUAAGUUGUGUUAGUUCUAUUACGUUUUUUUUUUCUUAUCUUUCUCCUCUGAAGUUUUCCUAGGUCAGGUGCUCUCAGUCAGAGCGAUUGAACAAGAUGAAGGUUUCCGGUGAAUUUAUUCUGGAAAUUCUACGGUUCUCUGAACUUCAGAAACAGCUUUUCAUCCGCCGCUUUGGCGUCUCCCUCUUCUGAUGCGAGACAUUUGAUUUUCAUCUACCGCUAUGGCACCUCCCUCUUUCGAACCGAGAUUUUCCUAAUUGUCUUUAACUAUGAUUCGAUUAGGAUGCUUGGAUCUGUGGAGCUUGGAAUUAUUGUGGACAAGCUGGUGCCCCCAGGAAGUAACUUGUGUUUACACUUUGGCGUUCGCGAAGUUGUGACGCGGCGAUCGUUUGCGCGCCUACUAGAUUGCUUGAUGUGCAUUUGGCAGACCAUGUGCUACCAGCGUUCAAUGGAAGGCUAGUCGCAUUACAAUGCAUGCAGAUUCACUACCACACACUAUCCGUCGGAAAGUCAAACUGUUCAUAUUUACCUUCUACUGGUAGCCGAUAUGUAAGAGGUUUUCUGUACACUGCUUCUGGGUUCCGCUUCUGGAAUUCUUCGCAAUGUGUUCUUGCGCCAACGUGGUACUUGUUCAGUUGACAGUUGUGAUGAUAAUAAUCAUUCAGUCCAGAUCGGCAUGGCCUACUCCGUGUCUGUUUUAUUUCAAACUAGCAGCAGCUUCUGCAGUAAAUUCUUCUGCCAAGACAUUAAUGCGUCAAAUUGCCUCUUUCUGCCUCUAGUAGUAAAUCAUUCGGAAGAUCCACUAGAUUUAAAAUGUUCAAGAAAAAGAUAGGUUCUUGUCCAAAUGGGCAUGUGCACCUAUUUUGGGCACUUGCCGCUAUAACUAAGUCGAUUUCAAACCGAUUGGUUUGAGUUUUUGUAUAGAUUAAGAUACUGUACGUGUCUAACUCUACACAAAGAUUCAAAUCAAUCCGUUUGAAAUUGACUUAGUUAUAGCGGCAAGUGCCCAAAAUAAGUACACCUGCCCAAAUGGUACAAGACCCUACUUCUUCAUCAUUUUAUUCAAUUGAUUAACCUAAAAAAUUUUCAACGAACUCCAAAUGAUAUUUCUGAAUAAAUUGUGAAGGGAUUGUUAAUAAGAAAUAGCUCAAAUUGCCUACUUUGUCGAUAAUGCUCUUUGUAAAGCUUUAAAAAAGCUUUGUCAAGAUCAUUUUCGUAAUAUUUUGUGCACCACUCAGAUCUUCAUCUUGCUCAACUGCAACCUGAUCCUGUACAUAACCUCAAUUGCAAAUGAAACUGUACGUAUUAGAAAAAAAAUCUUUAGGUUGUCGCUUAUGUUUGUCUUUAAAAAACUUGUAAAAACUGUACUACACGCUGUUAAUAGGAAGUUUCUUAGCAUAUAUUCACCACACUCACACACACACUCAGAACGACCUGAUUGAAUUUCCGUGCAAUUUGCGUGCCGGCUUUCGUAGUUGUGCAUUUUCCUUUACCCAGAGGAAACUAGUUUGCAGUUCCACCACCCGAGAUGCCAAUAAAAAAGCAUAGCUCGAUAUGAUAAGUUAUUUUCUCCUUUUCUUAGUUAAAUGAAAUGAAACAAACAGCACAAACUCGACUUUUCGUUACACUCUCUGAAAUGGUGGUUAUCUUACUCCUGAACUCAUGAUGGCAAAUAAAAAUCAAAGAUGUAUACUAAAAACUAUUGUACUACUUAAACAAUGUAAUCGAAAACAAACAAAAAAAACGAUAUUUAGGCAAACAGAACGAUGUGGUUCACUUUUUUGAAUCAGGAAAAAUCACUGUAUAAAAAUGAAAUUGUAGUUGAAAGUUUUGUCGAGACUAAAAUUCAUCAAAUAUAAAUACUAUAUCCAAAGAGUACGAGAAGAAAGUUUACUAACAUAGUUCAUUAAGACAGCCAAUCAAAUGCAAACAAAAAUCCAUAACUUAUUUCUAUACUCACAACAACUAACAUUCCAGAGGCUCAGUUAUCCCCCCUGUCUGUACCGAACACACGAAACCAGUUUUCUCAAACGAGAAGUAUUUCAUAAACACACAUACACGCAGAGGAUGGUUCCAGGAUUCACUCCUGUAUGGAAUCGAUCCCAGUCUUCCAGCCAAUAGCAAAAACGAAACACUCAAACAUAGUAAUAGUCAAGAAAAAAAAUGUAAAAAAAAAAACACUCAAAACAAAAAAAAAUCCACAAUGGUAGAUAUUUUAGUAAAAUAAUUCACAAACAAACGGAUUGAUGUUCCUAUUACAGAGCGAGAUGAUAUGUAGUGUUUCAGCCCUGCACCAAAAAAAAAAAAAAAAAAGAAUCACACACGCAAUGAAGACAUUUCGAAAAACCGAUGGGGUGAAAUGAUAAGAUUGUUAUGGUUUAUAUUAUUUGACUGUGUACUAGCAUCAGAUAACUUCUUCUAGUUAGUAGCUUUCCUUCUCCAGCUAUCGAGCUGAAGAAGAAAGCGUAUAAAAACAUUUCAUUUCAAGCAACCAUGUGAAAUAUAGCUCCUAAAAUCCAGUAUCGUAACGUUGUACUAGUAGCUAAAGCGAAACGAAACGAACUCCCCCGAAAAGAAAAAAAAACCCAAGUUGAACACGUGAGUUAAACUAAUUUUGUCUAUAUAUUUUUCUAUGAUUCGAUAUUGAAGCAGUCAGUGGUAGGAUCUUGAAGAACAAAAAAAAAACUGUGUGUACAUAGGUGAGUAAAGCAGAAAAGAACGAACAAAAAUCAACUAUAAUGAUGAAACAAACAAAAUGCAGCUAGAUGAAUACGAGAAUAAUAAAUAUGGAUUCAUAAUUGAAAAAGA
Molecule: messenger RNA, 8297 nt
Organism: Aedes albopictus (Asian tiger mosquito)
Lineage: Eukaryota; Metazoa; Arthropoda; Insecta; Diptera; Culicidae
Product: POU domain protein 2
Exons: 10
Coding region: 1747-4953 (1068 amino acids)
Biological process (GO): regulation of transcription by RNA polymerase II
Molecular function (GO): RNA polymerase II cis-regulatory region sequence-specific DNA binding; DNA-binding transcription factor activity, RNA polymerase II-specific
Source: RefSeq, a predicted model, not a curated record